AUGGUGCCUGACUACGAGGUCAGGUUCCUGCUCAAGCCAACCGCAGUACUUAGCUCCGAAAAUGAGCUAACGGGCACGGUCCUAUCGACCUUCGAUAUGAACCCCAUCGCCACAAAGAUUAAUGUCCAGUUUCUUGACAAGAGCUCCAAAGAGAUAUACAACGCCGGUUGGAGCGCUCGCAUCCGCAAGGUCGAAAACGAGAACCUCGAGCUCACAUAUAAGAAAAGGUAUGCCAUCAAGGGCGGCGACGUUGAUGCCGCCCUUGUUAUGGCUGAGAACGAUGGCUUCAACGAUGGCAGCGCGAAGUACAAAGCGCAAGUCGAAUGGGGUUAUCUAAAGCAGACACUUUCAGUUAGCCGCAAAAAAACAGUGGCGGGUUCUGAGGAUACUGAAAUUAAUCUACCGGAGACGAACGACUCGCGCAAUAUGUUAAUAAACGAAGCACCGGCCAAGUUUGAUAAUUCGAUUUCCGAUAACUGGGGUACCAAAGCCUUAGCAGAGUCGCGGAUUUUCGGCCCGAUCCUUGUUAAGCGCUUUAUUGGUUUGUGGAAUAAGAUUCCGCUAUAUCUCGAGAUCUGGCCGCUCCGGAAUCUCGAUGGUACGGGGAUCGACUACAUCGUCGAGGCUUCUUUUAAGACAAAAGAUCGCGAUAUAGCUUCGGAUGAGCGGACUAAUUUAACCGCUAACUUGGAGAGUGGAGUCUACUUCCCUCUGGCUUUUUAUGAUAGUAACGGCGUGUGGCUUAGCGGUGUGGUACUAGCCACCACGGUGUGGUAG
Molecule: messenger RNA, 777 nt
Organism: Aspergillus terreus NIH2624
Lineage: Eukaryota; Fungi; Ascomycota; Eurotiomycetes; Eurotiales; Aspergillaceae
Exons: 3
Coding region: 1-777 (258 amino acids)
Source: RefSeq, a predicted model, not a curated record